This is a messenger RNA of Rhopilema esculentum, 2757 nucleotides long. RefSeq names its product protein EFR3 homolog B. Gene Ontology annotation, biological process: protein localization to plasma membrane. The record is from RefSeq and is a predicted model, not a curated record. Gene Ontology annotation, cellular component: plasma membrane. NCBI's taxonomy places the organism in Eukaryota, Metazoa, Cnidaria, Scyphozoa, Rhizostomeae, Rhizostomatidae.
UUCUGAAAGUGAGGUUAGGAGGCUUCCAUCUAACAAAUCAAGGAAAACAGAUGUUUAUCGCCGCAAAUUUUGUUGCAGCAAUGAGGAAAAAUAUUGUUAGCUGUGACUGAUGAUUUCUGAAUUAAACCAAUAGAAUGGCUACUCAGAGUGUCUGUUCCUGCUUUGGUAAUUUGAGGCCGAGAUAUAAAAGGCUUGUCGACAAAAUAUAUCCGUCAGACCCACAAAUGGGCCUAGUCAACUCGAACAUGGCGAAGCUAACAUUUUACACACUUUCAGCUCCAGAGAAGCUUGACAGAAUCGGCGAUUACAUUUACUCAAAGCUAAAUAAUUAUCUCUAUCGCAGGAAGACAUCGUUUGUUCUAAUUUCAAUACAAGCAAUGGAUCAUUUGCUUUUGGCAUGCAGAUCUUCAAGUCUUAACAUGUUUGUUGAAAGUUUUCUUAGGAUGGUCAACACUUUGCUAGAAUCUUCACAGCCAGACCUUCAAAUUGCAGCAACAUCAUCAUUCACAAAGUUUGCAAACAUUGAAGAGGACACUCCAUCAUACCACAGACGCUAUGACUUUUUUGUUUCAAAAUUCAGUGAAAUGUGCUGGAGCAGUCAUCAAAAUGAGGCAAUCAGAAAAAGUUUAAAAGCAUCAGGUAUCAAAGGAUUACAGGGCGUUGUUCGCAAAACUGUGAAGGAUGAGCUCCAGGUAAAUAUAUGGGAUGAUAUUCACAUGUGUAAGAUUAUACCAUCACUGAUGUACAAUAUUGAUGUCAAAGCUGGUCGGCAGAGAAAGCUGACCGGCAGUGUGGAGGCAUUGUCGAACUCGAGAGAUGAAUGUCAGCACGACCCAGAAUACUUGGCAGAAUCGUGUUUGAGGGAAAUUUUCAGCCGGGCAACAUUCGGAAACAUCACUGCUGCGCUGAAGCCAAUGUUUGAGUACCUGGAUACAAGAGAAAUGUGGAUUCCAAAUGACUUUGCAUCGCAUUGCUUUGUUCUUGUAAUGUACUCAAUUCAGAAUCAAUAUUCGUAUAAAGUUAUAGAAAGCUUGCUGCAUCAUCUCGACGACAAAUCGGAGUGGGAUCCCAACAUGAAAGCCAGCAUAAUUGAAGUAUUGUCAGCUGUUGUUAGCGUCCCUAGUGGUGGUUCUAUUGGACCCUCUGUUCUUGAAGUUUUCAAUACGUUGCUGAAACAUUUGGAAAUUUCAGUGGAUCAUGAACUCGAUUCAAAUAGCCAACGAAAGGAUGGGAGAGAACAGUUGAUCAAAGCUGCUAUUAUCAGGACUGCAGGGGAUUUUUCACAUGCCCUUCCUGGGUACCAACGCGUCGAGGUGAUGACAUUCAUAGCUGCAAAAAUACCAGGUCUAAAUGCACCAGAGUCAACAAGAAAGAGUUUGUGCAUUGGAUCAAACGAAGACCUGAUGCUCAAUAAAACAGAUGAAAGCAUUUCUGUUCAUCAGACACAAAUGUUCAGAGUUCUUCUCGCGGUGGCAGAGAAGCACAUCAACAUGCCGUUCCAGUCCACACUUCCAGCUAGCUUUCUGGAUUUUCUUCUAAGAGGUUUCGUGCAAGCAGAUCAAGAUGUUCGACUUUUUGCUCUUAAAGUAUUUGCCAACCUUCUUGACCGUCAGAACAAUUCCCAAAAAAUUGACAAAUUAAUCGACAAGGUUGCUGAUGCUGAAACAGAACUGGAAUUUUCAAUCGAAAGAUGCACAAAGAAAGACUCUGUUUUCAUUCGCAAGAACUCACAACAGACCUACUUCUACUUGUACCAAACAGCCAAAGCGAUCUCUAACACAUAUGUCAAUUACCGUGUUAUAUCGAAAAUUAUAUGUUUAUUGGCUCUGGAGUUUGGGGAAGCCGAAGUUAUUGUCGAACUGGCUGGAUUCGUCUUUGGAUUACAAGAUUUAGCUAAAAAGGAAGACACUAAUCAGACGAUGGGACAAAAAAUCUGCAUCCACUCUACUGUUUCCAUGGCACUUAGAGUAAUCUGCGAUCUUACUGCAAUUGGUGAUUUGAGACAGCAUUUCUUGCAGGUUAUGGCUCGAAGGAAAGAACACUAUCCAUUCUUGUUACCAAGCAACGCUCUAAGUGUUGAACUUAGCCUCGAUUCUACGCACAAACUAUCUGACUUUGCGUAUUUUGACCGCCAUCUUGUUAUCAACACACUGAAGAUGAGUGGCUACGAUACAAGUCCUAUCGAUAUACCGUAUAACCCAUCGCCUAUACCAGCUCGCACAUCAUCUGUGGCUUCGCUUGCUGAUACUCUCCCAAUGCUGCGACACGAAUCAUCUGGAAGUUUCCCUUCUAUUCCUGCAAAGAUUGAGACUAAAAAGAUUACAUAUGAGGAUCUGAAAAACACUUUAAGACGCGACGAAAACAAAAAGCCUCCGACAACAUUGAAUUUCAAUAAAGCCACCUUCGAAGAGAUUGCAACUCAUUCAGACAGAAUUCAUAGCGACAGUCAAACAAAAAUUGCAAGAGUUUUGGAAACAGUGUGCAGGAACACUGGACCAAGGAAACCUGAUCUUGGAAAUGACUUGUUUACAAUAAAAUUACCGAGCCUGUACAUUUAUUAGUCUAUUUGGUAGAAAACUUAGUUUUUAGCUUAUGUAUAAAGACUGGUGAAAAGUUUGUGACAGUAUUCAAUAUAGUAUUAUGUUUUGGUUUGCUGUCAUAAAUGUUGGACCGUAUAGAAAUAGAGAAACAAAUUUUAAUUUAAUGCUUUAUAUCAUGUAAUUGAUUUUAAUUUAAAUAGUCGACUAUGAAUUGCAG